Molecule: messenger RNA, 2243 nt
Organism: Cannabis sativa
Lineage: Eukaryota; Viridiplantae; Streptophyta; Magnoliopsida; Rosales; Cannabaceae
Product: ubiquitin carboxyl-terminal hydrolase 27
Exons: 10
Coding region: 260-1975 (571 amino acids)
Biological process (GO): protein deubiquitination
Cellular component (GO): cytosol; nucleus
Molecular function (GO): cysteine-type deubiquitinase activity; cysteine-type endopeptidase activity
Source: RefSeq, a predicted model, not a curated record
UUGGAAUGUAACAAGGAGUGGUCUUACAAAGCAGCAGGAGAAACAAUUCUACUAGACACAACUACUCCUCUCGGGCCUCUCCUCCUACAGUAGGGGGGGUUUUGGAGUGGGUAGAGCCCACGAGAGUACCCACUCAGUCUCAAAUCUCAGUCACCAUCUUAGGCAAAGCUGGUCUAAAAUGCUCUCAACUCAUCUAAUUUUUUCGACUUUUUGUUCGUUUCUGUAGCUCUAAUUUGGGAAGGGUUGGGAUAGAAGGAAAAUGCAAGGAGAGGUCAAGCUAAGCGAUUUUAUUCACCUUUUCAAGCAUGGGAUUCGGACGAUUUCACGUUCGAACUGGGUUUCAGCUUCUGGGUUUCAAAUAUCUGUCGCUGGGAUUUUGGGUAUUGCUGGUUUUGUAUUGGCUUUAAGGGAUGACAAACUGGGCAAGUUGAGCACUUCCCAGUGGUUGUUGCCAAAGAGUGAAAAUCCUCAGAACUUGCGGUUGGUUCCCGGAUUGCAGAAUCUUGGAAACAAUUGUUUUCUUAAUGUGAUUUUACAGGCUCUAGCAAGCUGUCCCCACUUCCAUAUUUUUCUGCACAAAGCCAUAGAGGAAAUUGAACGGUCGCCUGAUGAUGAGGAAUUGGUUGAUAGUUUGCCGCUUGCAGUUUCUUUGGCUCUAUUGUUACAAGAUUUAUGUGCAAUUGGUGAACAAAGUGUGGUACUCAAUCCCCGGAAAGUGAUGCUUUCGAUGGCUCAGUACAUACCUAAUUUCAGUCUCACUGCUCAGCAGGAUGCAGCAGAAGCAUUCCUUCAUCUUCUGUCUUCUUUAAGAGAAGAAUUUGCUGAUUGUUAUGAUCCAAGUUACUGUUCUUUGUUUGAAUCUUGUUCCUCAAGUUGUAGGAUUAUUACUCCAAGGAGUGGGGAGGAUCUGAAUAAGCAGGAAAGGUGGACACAGAGUUUCAUUGGACCAUUUGAUGGGAUUCUUGGUAGCAUCUUAACUUGCCAAAGUUGUUCAUCUCAGAUCUCGUUGAACUUUGAAUCUUUUCACAGCUUGCCUCUAUCUCCCGUGCUUGCUACUGGCGCCAACAUAAUGGUUGGGUGUACCUUGGAGGAUUGCCUAAAACAGUUCACGGAGGCUGAACAAGUAGAAAAUUACCGCUGUUCCAGUUGUUGGCAUAUUGCUGGAAUUAGGUUCUUAACCGCUAUAGGAGCAGAUGAGACAAAGAUCAAGAAACUUGGGACAUGCUCCGAGCAAGAUUUCUGCGACUGCCGAAAAUUUCUUCCUCAAGAUACAUUUCCAUGGUCAAAUAAGUUCUCUCAUACGCUGAAGCAAAUAAGCAUUGCUCGUUCUCCCAAGAUUUUGUGCAUUCAUCUCAAGCGAGUUUCCUUUAAUGUGUUUGGCGAACCCUUUAAGCUUCAGGGUCACAUAUCCUUCCCCUUGAUUUUGGAUCUUUUCUCAUUCAUGACCAGUGGAGUGGCAAUAAAGGCUCAAAAAGCAAUUUUUCAAAGAGGGAAAAUGCAACCACAUCAUAAACGACCAAGUUUUCAUACUGGAAAUUUUAACAUACGAUAUGAUACAAGAAAUCUUAGUAUUAACGAAAAAACAAAAGAAAGUUUCAAUUCUGAAGAUACACAAGACUUACACAUAAAGGAGUCGAAUAUUGAUCAAAUCGGAUGCUGUUUAGAAACCAUGCAUAUGGAAAAAGAGACACAUUCAGACAACCAGGUCUCAUUGAUUGACCAGUCGGUUCCACCAAGCAGUUCGUAUCGUUUAGUUUCAGUGGUGGAGCACUUUGGAGGGGCUGGCAGUGGUCAUUACACUAUUUACAGAAGCGUGAGAGCUGACCCCUGUAUAAAAGAAUUUGACGAACCACAAGAGCUUGAUUCUUUUUGCUGGUUCUCUAUUUCAGAUUCUAAUGUGUGUAGGGUCUCUGAAAAAGAGGUUCUUGCAGCUGAGGCUAGCUUGCUGUUUUAUGAGAAAAUAUAUGAAGGUUGACUGAUGUGCCUUCUAUAUAUGGCUGGUUAAUGUUAUAUAACAUUGUUUUGCUUUAUGUAGAGUUAUAAGAACUCUUCCUAAAAAAAAAAGGAAGAAUUAUUAUUUUUUUUUGGGUAAUUUGCAUUAACUAAUGUGGAGAUACCUCUACUACCACUAGAUAUACCAAAUCACAGGAAAAUAGAUGAAAACUGAAGAAUGUUAGAAUGAACUUCAUUGAUUUAUUAAGGUGGCAAUACAAACACUUGAGCUUCAGUGCUUCACACAUGAA